Onychostruthus taczanowskii (white-rumped snowfinch) is the source of this 1782-nucleotide messenger RNA. RefSeq names its product histone H1. Gene Ontology annotation, molecular function: structural constituent of chromatin; DNA binding. The coding region runs from base 266 to 922 and encodes 218 amino acids. The record is from RefSeq and is a predicted model, not a curated record. NCBI's taxonomy places the organism in Eukaryota, Metazoa, Chordata, Aves, Passeriformes, Passeridae. Gene Ontology annotation, biological process: nucleosome assembly. The transcript has a single exon. Gene Ontology annotation, cellular component: nucleosome.
UUGCCUCUUCGAAAGGAAACUUGGCCGAGGGCAACAAGAGUCUCUCUUCUCUACGCCGCUGCGAACUGGGGGGUGUCGGUGGCGGAAAUUCUGACAAAAACAGCCGUUUUCGGCCGCUAAGAAACACAAAAUGAGCGGCGAGCAGGGCGCCCUGUGCCGAGCGGAGGGGCGGGCUCUGCAGCGCACCAAUCAGCGCGCGGCUCCGCUCUAUAAAUAGGAGGCGGCCGGCCUGCUCCAGGCCUAGUGCUGUCGCUGCUGCCGCACCAUGUCCGAGACCGCGCCCGUAGCCGCUCCCGCCGUCUCCGCGCCCGGCGCCAAGGCCGCCGCCAAGAAGCCGAAGAAGGCGGCGAGCGGCUCCAAAGCCCGCAAGCCCGCGGGGCCCAGCGUCACCGAGCUGAUCACCAAGGCCGUGUCCGCCUCCAAGGAGCGCAAGGGGCUCUCGCUCGCCGCGCUCAAGAAGGCGCUGGCCGCCGGCGGCUACGAUGUGGAGAAGAACAACAGCCGCAUCAAGCUGGGGCUCAAGAGCCUCGUCAGCAAGGGCACCCUGGUGCAGACCAAGGGCACCGGCGCCUCCGGCUCUUUCAAGCUGAACAAGAAGCCGGGCGAGACAAAAGAAAAAGCGACUAAGAAGAAGCCGGCUGCCAAGCCCAAGAAGCCGGCGGCGAAGAAACCCGCCAGCGCUGCCAAGAAGCCCAAGAAAGCGGCGGCGGUGAAGAAGAGCCCCAAGAAAGCCAAGAAGCCGGCGGCUGCAGCGGCCAAGAAAGCGGCCAAGAGCCCCAAGAAAGCCGCAAAGGCUGGGCGCCCCAAGAAGGCAGCGAAGAGCCCGGCCAAGGCGAAGGCGGUGAAGCCCAAAGCGGCCAAGCCCAAGGCGGCCAAACCCAAAGCGGCCAAGGCGAAGAAGGCGGCUCCCAAAAAGAAGUAGAGCUGAAUGAGAGAAAUUGAGAGUCUACUCAUCUAAAUAAACCCAAAGGCUCUUUUAAGAGCCACCCACUUACUCUCAAAAAGAGCUGAAACACUACGGUCAUACACCAGCAAGCCCAAAUCACAGAUUUUGGUGGGAGUUUACAUGGCGUUAAUAAAGUUCAGAUUUUGGGCACGAGUACGUUGGGCAACGCCUGCGUGGGAGAUUGGGGCUUCCUUUAAAGGGAAGUCUGUCCCUCCGUGCGGUUUGGGAGCCCUGCGAUAGCAGCUGUGCCGCCCCGCCCCUGUGCAUUGAGCGGAGCACGAGAGGCGGCGCCGGGGCCCGCCGAGCGCCCUUGGCUCCGGUGCCCGGGGCCGUUCGAAAGUGCCGCGCCGGGCCGCCAUUGGCGCCGCGCCGCCUCCCGCCCCGCGGCCCGACCCCCCCUGACGGCAGCGCCCCGCCAGCCCAGCCUCCAUCCAUCCAUCCAUCCAUCCCUCCCUCCCGUCCACGGCCCCGAGCCGGGGGGGCUGGGAAGCGGGAGCGGAGCGCAGCAGGGCCGCGGGAACGUGCGGGCCGUGCCGCGGCGCUGCCCGGCGGCUGCAGGGGGGCAGGCAGGGCUGCGCCCGGCUCGCACAACGCUUGCGGUGAGUCACGGAUCGCCCCCUUUUCCCGGCAUUGUCUGCUGCGUAACUCGGGGCCAGUGGUGCUUUAAGCCCGAAACCCCUUCGUUGAGAAACCCGCCUCAGAAUUAAACCGCCAAGACAGAAAAAACCUUUUUUAUUUUACUGCUGCAGUGCGCUGAAAGCAAAUGCUUCAUGUUUCGAGUAAAAAGCAUUUAACCCUUAGAAAAUUUAAACUGUUUCACCUUCUCCGUGGGACUU